CAGGAUUUUUUUCCAUUCAAUUUCCCCAUCUUUGAGUGUGAUAUCUGGAGUUUUCAAAUCCCCUGAUUUGUCUAAGAAAAGUUGUUUUAGAGCUUUGCUCUGCAAGCACCAGAAGAGAACUCAUAAAAAGGAAGACGACAGCAGAUGCAAUCACGGAUGUGGCUUAGUCCUUGCAGCUGCCCCAGAGAGCUGUUCGGCGGGUACGGUCCUCAGUAAUGAAUCCCGAAGAGCGAAUUGUGACAUGGCUCAUAUCCUUGGGAGUAUUAGAUUCCCCCAAAAAGACCGUCUGUGAUCCGGAGGAGUUCUUGAAGUCCUCACUGAAAAAUGGGGUCGUUCUAUGCAAACUCAUCAACAGACUUAGGCCUGGCUCAGUAGAAAAGUACUGUCUGGAGCCCCAAACCGAAGCCGACUGUACCAGCAACAUCAACGACUUCCUGAAAGGAUGUGCAGCCCUUCAAGUGGAGGUAUUUGAUCCUGAUGACCUGUAUGCAGGAGUCAAUUUCUCCAAGGUUCUGAACACUCUUUUAGCUGUCAACAAAGCCACAGAAGAUCAGCUAUCAGAGAGACCAUGUGGACGUUCCUCUUCUCUUAGUGCUGCUAAUAGUUCUCAGACGACCCCGCAGGGAGCAGUUUCUGGCACAGCUCCAGGGCUGCAAAGGCAGUCAAAGCCAGUGGAGAUGACGGAAAAUGGAAGCCACCAGUUGAUAGUAAAGGCAAGAUUCAACUUUAAGCAGACUAAUGAAGAUGAGCUGUCGGUCUGUAAGGGGGACAUCAUUUAUGUCACUCGAGUUGAAGAAGGAGGCUGGUGGGAAGGAACAUUAAAUGGGAGAACAGGCUGGUUCCCUAGUAAUUAUGUCCGAGAAAUUAAAUCCAGUGAGAGACCGCUCUCCCCCAAGGCUGUCAAAGGAUUUGAAACUACGCCACUUACCAAGAAUUAUUAUACCGUGGUGUUGCAGAACUUCUUGGACACUGAAAAAGAUUAUGCUAAAGAACUUCAGUCUCUUCUUGUUACUUACUUAAGACCCCUCCAGUCCAAUAACAAUCUGAGUACUGUGGAGUUUACAUCUUUAUUGGGAAACUUCGAGGAAAUAUGCACAUUUCAACAGACUCUCUGCCAAGCCUUGGAAGAAUGUUCAAAAUUUCCAGAAAACCAGCACAAAGUAGGUGGUUGUCUACUGAACCUCAUGCCUCAUUUUAAAUCUAUGUAUCUGGCUUACUGUGCAAAUCAUCCUUCAGCUGUAAAUGUACUCACCCAGCACAGUGAUGAGCUGGAACAAUUUAUGGAAAACCAAGGUGCAGCCAGCCCAGGUAUCCUCAUUUUAACAACAAGCCUCAGCAAACCAUUCAUGCGACUGGAAAAGUAUGUUACUCUCUUACAAGAGUUGGAACGGCAUAUGGAGGAUACGCAUCCAGAUCAUCAGGAUAUUCUGAAAGCGAUCAUAGCAUUCAAAAGUCUCAUGGGGCAGUGCCAAGAUCUCAGAAAGAGAAAACAGCUGGAGUUGCAGAUACUUUCGGAGCCUAUUCAGGCAUGGGAAGGGGAGGAUAUUAAAACCUUGGGAAAUGUGAUUUUUAUGUCACAAGUAAUGGUGCAGUAUGGAACAUGUGAGGAAAAAGAGGAGCGGUACCUCCUAUUAUUUUCAGGUGUCGUGAUAAUGUUGUCUGCAAGUCCUCGGAUGAGUGGCUUUAUUUAUCAGGGAAAAAUACCAAUAGCAGGGAUGGUGGUGAAUAGAUUAGAUGAAACUGAAGGGAAUGACUACACAUUUGAAAUCACAGGUAACAUAGUAGACAGAAUUGUGGUCCACUGUGGCAACAACCAGGACUUCCAGGAAUGGCUGGAGCAUCUGUACAGGCUGAUCAAAGGACCUGCCUCUUGCAGUUCGUUAUCCAAAACAUCAUCGUCGUCUUGUAGCGCUCAUUCCUCUUUUAGCUCUACUGGACAGCCCCGAGGACCCUUGGAGCCUCCUCAAAUUAUAAAACCGUGGAGUUUAAGUUGUCUGCGACCGGCACCUCCACUUAGACCAUCAGCAGCACUAGGUUAUAAAGAGAGGAUGUCUUAUAUCUUAAAGGAGUCUAGUAAAAGCCCCAAAACAAUGAAGAAGUUUCUUCAUAAAAGAAAGACUGAAAGAAAGCCAUCGGAGGAGGAGUAUGUCAUCCGGAAAAGUACGGCUGCUCUGGAAGAGGAUGCUCAGAUUCUGAAAGUGAUCGAAGCCUACUGCACCAGCGCAAAUUUUCAACAAGGCCAUGGCUCAAGUACACGCAAAGACUCCGUUCCACAGGUCUUACUCCCCGAGGAAGAGAAACUCAUCAUCGAAGAAACCAGAAGCAACGGCCAGACCAUCAUCGAAGAAAAGAGCCUUGUCGAUACUGUGUAUGCCUUGAAGGAUGAGGUCAAAGAGCUGAAACAGGAGAAUAAAAGAAUGAAGCAAUGCCUGGAAGAAGAGUUGAAAUCAAGAAGGGACCUAGAAAAACUGGUCCGGAGGCUGUUGAAGCAAACGGAUGAGUGUAUUCGGGCCGAGGCCAGUAGCAAGAGUGCCAUCCUUCCAUAACCAUCACUGUGCAGUGGGCAGAGCAUGCCUCCAGGGCGUCGGGAAGUGUCCAGCUGAAUAAUCUGACUCAGUCUGCUCACUUCUUUGGUUUUUAUUUUGUAUCUUAGUCUCUCUCUCUCUCUUUGGUUGAGUGUUUGUUAUUUGGUUAUUGAUUGGUUGUUUUUUUCCGACAGGGGUAAGAGCAGGAGGUGGGGGGAGCUGCCUUCCGGAGUCUUUUCUAAUCAGUGAGAAAAGGAAAGCUAACAUAGGCAGAUGACUUCCACGGUCUUCAGACGGCCUUCCAUUCAUAGUGCCUCCUCCACGGCCAUUCUCGGCUCACUCUUGUUGCGCUGGCUGCUCUCGCAAAGCUGCUGGCCAUGGCUUAUGACAUGUGAACUUGACUUCUUCCCCAAUGCUUUCCUGUGCCCAGAAGCCCCUCAGUAGCUAAUUUACAGAAGGCAGCACUUCUGGAACUCUGACUAGGGUAGGGUGGACACCAGCACAUUUGCCCAGUGAUCCAGAUGCCCUUCCUUAAACCAUCAUGUGCCACCCCUCAAUGCACACCUUUUUAAAAUUACUACCCUAUGUUGUCUAUAAGACCAAGAAAACAGGAACGCCCUUAUUCCUUUUGUGUUGGUUGACAUUUUAACUCUGUGAGGCAGAAGCUCCGGUCACCCACGCCAACACCAAAUGCAUUAGCAAAUUGCACUGGGCAGUCCUCCCCUUUGGCAGCAGAGUGGCCCACCUCGUCCCAGUGCAUGGUAGGUUUUGUCCCUCGCCUUCUGCCUUGUGUGUAAGUUUUCUAUUUCCCCAGUGCUUUCAGCCAACCAUACCAAGCGGUGUGUAAACUAGUAUGUGUGCGCUUUGCUUUUUACAGAUAUAGACUGUAAGCAGUUACUUUUUAUCUACAUUGCAUAUUCAAGUUGUGACCUCUCAUCCUCCAAAACAAACUACAUUGAGGAAAUGUUGCGCCCUAGCAGACAGCUUUAAUUCACUUGAUUGCUCCCCCAUAUACGCUGUGAGAAGCUGUAAUAUUCUUCCGCCUCUUCGAGUAGGACUCUAAGCCUUCUUUCCAGAAAUGUGCUGUGGGUCCAGUUUGUAUAGCUGGAAAGAAAAGGCCCCUCUGGUAGCUGUGUGCUGUUUACUAGUGAAGCUAAUUAUUUGGAACUGGUUUCCUCAAGUUGCUCGUCGAGUCAAAUCCUCGCCUUUGUAAGUAUCUCAGAAAUUAGAACUGUGAUAAUGCAGGCGUAGAAGAGGGUCACAGAAGGACAGCACACACCCAAAGUCAACACAGUUGAAGGCUGGCCUGGGGCUCUACCACCGAGCAGUCCAGCCUGCCCCUGUCUCUCCCAAAGGCAGGGGAAAUUGGGCCAGGUCGGGGAGAUCACCAGAAAGAGAGGCCAAGGGCCAAUGGACCGAUCAAAGUUGUCUCCCAGAUCCAUUUGAUGGGUGUCUAUAAGUGUGGGUUUUGCAAAUGUUGGUUAGAAACCAGACUUGAAGCUUGAACCCCCCGGCUUGCUAAGCCCUUUUCUUUUCUAGUAUGGGCGGGGGGGUGGUCUCCAUUCCCAUAGCUACACAGUAUGGGGCUGUUGACUGCUUGCUGCAUGGCAGAAAUUACACCAUCCAUGGGAAAUGGACCCUUCCUGCAGACCAGCAUCAGCCAACCACACACCGCCGUCUUUGGACGCUCAAGACCGAAGAAGAUUUCUAGGACUGGCUGUUGUUCUAUUUUUAGCCCAACAGUUUAGAGACGCCAUUCUUCACCUAAAAAUUAAAAACAACAAUAACAACACAGAUCAUAGCAUCUGCCCUGUCUGUGGUCCAUCAAUGGCUUGCAAUAAAUGUGCAAACUCUAUCCCUAGGACACAUUUUUGUGAUUACAUAAUACUUUCGUUGAUAAAGUAUCUAGGAUUGCUUAAGCUAUUGAAAAGGUAUUUCUUUUAAAGUGAAGUGUACAUAUGCAUGUUUUGGGGACUUGGCCCUUCUGGUGAGAGGCCCUUGGUUCUCUGGGUAACGUAGCUUGUGCAGAGUGGUGGCCAUGCUCACACACUCAACAAUCAUAUACAGGAAAUGAAGCCAUGUUAACCUGACAGCAGUGUCUCCAUAGUUGUGUUGUUUACAAGACUCUACAAGUGGGUCCCGUUACCCUGUAGUUAAACUGCUCCUCUUCUGUCGUGUCCCUUCUUACCCAAGCUUCAAUUUUCUAACUUGUUUUUAUUUUGAAAACUUUUAAAAUCAACAUUUUCAAUAAAUAAGAAUAACAGUGCUUUAUAAAAUAA
Messenger RNA from Camelus dromedarius (Arabian camel), 4804 nucleotides. It is a transcript of the gene ARHGEF6, whose product is annotated as Rac/Cdc42 guanine nucleotide exchange factor 6. The coding region runs from base 216 to 2546 and encodes 776 amino acids. The record is from RefSeq and is a predicted model, not a curated record. The transcript has 22 exons. NCBI's taxonomy places the organism in Eukaryota, Metazoa, Chordata, Mammalia, Artiodactyla, Camelidae. Gene Ontology annotation, molecular function: guanyl-nucleotide exchange factor activity; protein binding. Gene Ontology annotation, cellular component: lamellipodium; cytoplasm. Gene Ontology annotation, biological process: lamellipodium assembly; intracellular signal transduction.